AACACCACCAGAUCCGUUUUCCUAUGGGCAGCGACUAGCGAGCGUAGCUUCAACGCCGAAGAAUUAUAUAUAUAUAUAUAUAUAUCAAUCAUUGGUAUCUUCAUUUUGGUCGUGUCAAAUCUCUCCUUAGAACGUGCCUGUAACAAUCUUUCAGAUCAUCUACUGCCUGGUUUUUCAAGAUAUUAUCUGGAGGAUCUAGCAACCCAGCCAUGAACAGGGCUGGGCCUCUUGAGGCCGUGCUGUUCGACGUGGACGGGACUCUCUGCGAUUCAGACCCUCUCCAUUUUGAAGCAUUCAGAGACCUGCUAAAAGAGGCUGGUUUCCAAGGCGGUGUCCCAAUUGACAAUGGCUUCUACAGUAAGAACCUAUGCGGCAGCCUAGAAGUUAUAUACGAUGCCCUCUUCCCUGAGGAUCGCCGGAAGGCCCUUCAAUUCAUGGAAGACAAAGAAGCAUAUUUCCAGAGGUUGGCCAAAGAAAAACUUGUGCCUGUGAGUGGUCUGCACGAUCUCUGCAAAUGGAUCGAAGACAAGGGCAUCAGGCGUGCUGCGGUGACGAAUUCUCCAAGAGCAAAUGCUGAAGCCAUGAUUUCGGCAGUUGGGUUGUCCGAAUUCUUCGAGUUUGUUGUUUUAGGAGAAGAAUGCGAGCGCGGAAAGCCGUAUCCAGAUCCAUACUUGAAAGCUCUAAAAUGUCUUGGUGUCCCAGCGAAGAGAGCAAUGGUUUUUGAGGAUUCUUCGUGGGGGAUAAAAGCUGGAGUGGCAGCUGGGCUUCCAGUUGUUGGUCUCACCACAAGCAAGCCGGAGCAGAAGCUGUUGGAUGCUGGUGCUUCACUUGUGAUCAAAGAUUUUGAGGAUUCUCAGCUGUGGAAGAUAUUGGAAGGGAUCGAAACUCCGAGUUCAUGAACUCGCGCAUCAUGAUCUUUCGCCGAAGCAAGUAAUGGAAAACUAAUCUUCUAUUUUCUAGUUUCGCCAUGUGAAACAACAGAUUGCUGGUUACAUGUUAUCAUGUCACUCAAAAAUAAGUGAUAUGUGGGCAAGCACAUAGAUCUUGUUCCUUUUGAUUUGUAUCACAAUCUCAAAUUUGUUUGUGUUAGUUCAUUUAUAAACCCUAAUUACACCACCCAACUUGGGUCUUUUUUGUUUGUAGGGGUGAAUAAACUUGAAAGGAAGACAUAAAUAUAAACAU
Molecule: messenger RNA, 1182 nt
Organism: Nymphaea colorata (pocket water lily)
Lineage: Eukaryota; Viridiplantae; Streptophyta; Magnoliopsida; Nymphaeales; Nymphaeaceae
Product: haloacid dehalogenase-like hydrolase domain-containing protein Sgpp
Exons: 5
Coding region: 210-899 (229 amino acids)
Source: RefSeq, a predicted model, not a curated record